This is a messenger RNA of Lachancea thermotolerans CBS 6340, 684 nucleotides long. It is a transcript of the gene FAR7, whose product is annotated as Far7p. Bases 1 to 684 code for a protein of 227 amino acids. The record is from RefSeq and is a predicted model, not a curated record. The transcript has a single exon. NCBI's taxonomy places the organism in Eukaryota, Fungi, Ascomycota, Saccharomycetes, Saccharomycetales, Saccharomycetaceae.
AUGACGGAUCAACAAGUGCUCUUUAUGAGUCCCCAAGCGGAGAACUUGGAGUAUUUGUACAGCCUUAUGAACAAAGUAUCCCAACAGAUGUCUCAAAACAAACUCAAGAGAGCGGAGCUCCUCAGAGAAAUCGACGUUUUAGUAAAUGAAGUAAACCGCACGUCUAUCAGACCGAGGCCAAACAAUCCAAACAUAGCAGUUAUAUCGAAUUUUUUGAAACAAAGAAAUGUACACAUCGAGAAUCCAACUGAGGCACAAGUUGAAGAUGAGAGGGAACUACAGUGCCUGCGACAGCAAAAUGCUGCGCUAAAGAGUAUGCUCAAAGAUAAGUGCAGCACCAACAAUGAAACGCUAGCCCUGCUAAAAGUGCACGAAACCUACUUGUCGGACGUGGUGAGUUUGCUCAGAGCCGAUGUACUGACGUAUCACCAAGAGCUGAUCCGGAUGUGCCGGUCUCUAUACCAAGAGCAAGUGUGUUCCCUCGAGGAUAACGAGUUCAAGGAAUAUAUGGAAAACAUUAGCGACUUUCAGGAACUUUUGGACGUUUCUGAAAUUUUUAGACUCCUUCUUCGGCUAACCACUCAAACAGGUCGAACUCCUAAGAUAGCAGUGGGAUCUAAAUAUUGCAAUAUCCUGCAUUCAACGUAUCUACGACCUAAUAACGAGGCCGAUACAUAUCGCUAG